This is a messenger RNA of Penicillium chermesinum, 381 nucleotides long. Its product is annotated as putative NADH-ubiquinone oxidoreductase subunit GRIM-19. The coding region runs from base 1 to 381 and encodes 126 amino acids. Lineage: Eukaryota; Fungi; Ascomycota; Eurotiomycetes; Eurotiales; Aspergillaceae. The record is from RefSeq and is a predicted model, not a curated record. The transcript is spliced from 4 exons.
AUGCCUCAGGAUAUGCCCCCAACGGGGGGCUACGCUCAAGUCCAGUACAAGCGCAACCUCCCCGCCCGUGGCUUCAGGCCUUGGGUCUAUGCCGUCGGUCUGCAUGCCAUCAUGGCCUAUGGAUUCUACACACACUGGGUCGGUGUCCGCGAACAACGGGAACUCACCCGUGAGAAGAUGUGGUCCCGUCUCUACCUUCUGCCUCUUCUGCAGGCCGAGGAGGACCGCGACCAGGUCCGCCGCCACUUCGCCGAGAAUGCGCGCCAAAAGGAGCUUUUGGGCGCUGAGGAGAAGGUCUACAACUCUGACCGCUUUAUCCGACCUACCGUUGUCUACACCCCCAGCGAAGUCACCCCUGAAGCUAAGAAGUCGUGGUUCUAA